Molecule: messenger RNA, 4327 nt
Organism: Boleophthalmus pectinirostris (great blue-spotted mudskipper)
Lineage: Eukaryota; Metazoa; Chordata; Actinopteri; Gobiiformes; Gobiidae
Product: leucine-rich glioma-inactivated protein 1-like
Exons: 9
Coding region: 1-1641 (546 amino acids)
Biological process (GO): myelination
Molecular function (GO): protein binding
Source: RefSeq, a predicted model, not a curated record
AUGGAAAGGAGCCGUAAAGAAGCGCCGGUGUUGUUGACGAGGCUCGGGUUGCUACUUUUACUGCUCGGAGUUAGCUGUGUGAGCGCGAAGAAAGCCAGGCAACCGCGCUGUCACCACUCGUGUACAUGUACCAAAGAUAACGCUCUGUGUGAGAGUGCGGGGCUGAUACCUCGCAGUUUCCCUCCAGAUGUUAUUUCACUAUCAUUCGUCAAAUCCAAAUUCACAGAAAUCCCGAAGGAAAGCUUUAUUCACACGCCUGCCCUGCACCUCCUGCUCUUCACGGCCAACGAGCUGGAGUCCAUAGACGAGGAUGCCUUCUUCGGCCUGCCACACCUCGAGUAUCUGUUCAUCGAGAACAACCAAAUCAAAUCGAUAUCGCCGUUCGCUUUUCGAGGCCUCAAGACUCUAGUGCACAUGAGCCUGGCCUAUAACAACCUGGAGUCUCUGCCCAAAGACUUGUUCAAAGGUCUGGACGCUCUCACCAAAGUAGAUCUCCGUGGAAACCAGUUCACGUGUGACUGUAAGCUCAAGUGGCUGGUGGAGUGGAUCUACAACACCAACGCCACAGUGGACCAGAUCUACUGCAAAGGACCAGCCUCUCAGGUGGACAAGAAGAUCAACGACCUGCAGCCCCAAUCCUUCGACUGCAUCACCACAGAGUUUGCAUCGUACCAGAGUCUGAAGUUUGAGUCCAUCUCUGUGGAGGCCUUCAGCUUCGGACAGGACCAGUACGUGGUGUUUGCUCAGCCCUUCAUCGGGAAGUGCACCUUCUUAGAGUGGGACCAUGUGGAGAUGGUCUUCAGGAACUACGAUGACAUCAACAGCACCUCCACUGUCAUCUGCAAGCCGCUCAUCAUCGACAACCAGCUCUUCAUCAUCGUGGCUCAGCUGUUCGGCGGUUCUCACAUUUACAAACGUGACACAUCCGCCAACAAGUUCAUCAAACUCCAGGGCAUCGAUAUUCUGAAGAUCCGUAAACCCAACGACGUGGAGACCUUCAAGAUUGACGGGGAAUCCUUCUUCGUGAUCGCUGACAGCUCCAAAGCCGGUUCCACCACCAUCUACAAGUGGAACGGCAAUGGUUUCUACUCUCAUCAGUCCCUCCAUCCUUGGUACAGAGAUACAGAUGUGGAAUUCAUGGAGAUCUCCUCGAAGCCUCACCUCAUAUUGUCCAGUAGCUCCCAAAGACCAGUGAUCUACCAGUGGAACAAAGGGACCAAGCUGUUUGACAGACGUACAGAUAUACCAGAGAUGGAGGAUGUGUACGCGGUGAAACAUUUUAAAGUGAACUCCGACCUCUUCAUCUGCCUGACCAGGUUCAUAGGUGACUCCAAGGUGAUGCGGUGGGAUGGGGCGCUGUUCCGAGAGCUCCAGACAAUGCCAUCCAGAGGGUCCAUGGUGUUCCAGCCCUUCUCUGUGGGCAACUGGCAGUACGCCAUCCUGGGCAGUGACUACUCCUUUACGCAGGUGUACCGCUGGGAUCCAAAGAAGGGAGAGUUUGUUCACUUCCAGGAGCUGAAUAUCCAAGCGCCCCGAGCAUUUCACCCGGUCUCCAUAGACAACAGGCAGUUCCUCCUGGCCUCCAGUUUUAAAGGGAAAACUCAGAUCUACGAGCAUCUGGUGAUCGAUUUGAGCAACUGAAGGAGUGUGAGGAGUGUGAGGACAUGUGACUGGGAGAGGGUUUAACUCGAAAGACUGAAGUCAGUUCAUAUCAGUGCAUGAUCCAUAAUGUCAAUGUUAACAACUGAAAUGGCCACAGAGAUGUUAAAGUGCAUAUGGCAGGUUCAUUGAAGCAGUUCGUCCAGGAGUAAGAUGUUAUCAUGAAAUGUAAUUAAAACAACUGGACUUACUAAACUUUUGCAGCCAACGAGACAGGUUAGACUAAUUCCACUAAAACAUAGUUAAUAUAUUUACUUUGCAAAAAGAAUAUACCUAGUUGUCUGUAGUUAGAAAUUUUUUGUGAAGUUAUAAUUUUACUUCCUGGUUGGACACAGGCAGCAGAUGUGACCAUGGAUCUUUAAUAAGAACUGGAUAAGACACUCCCCCUCUGUCUCUGUGCGAGACUGACUAGUGGUCGCUCCAGGUGCUACAGCUCCCAGGAGCUCCAGCCCAUGUGUUCAGCUGACAGGGCAUCGACAGCUUUUUAGAAUUUUUAAAUCAUAAAAGCCCCGCUCUGAGUCCGCCCUGGCUCCAGUCUAGCAGCCAGCACUCUGAUUGGUCAGAACUACGUGUUUCUCACACACUGGGCGGCGUGAGGCCAGUACUCAGGAAGAAAUGCGGAAGAAAAAACUUUUUAAGCUCUUUGCGCCAUUGAGCACAGGCCACUGACAACAACACACCGCCAUCGUGGGUUCAUCUUCCAGAUCUUAGUUACUUCCGUGGAUGUGACCAAGCCCUGCUUUAACAUGCCCGAUUGUUUAAUGGGCCAAAAAAUCAAAAACAAAAUCCGACCUUAAGGAAAGCUGUAAUUCCCUGUUAUUUUCAGAGGAAUUUUGUGCUGAUAUAGACACAGCACAGAGGCAUUCCUUUUUAGAAAUACAGAAAAACUUGUCAUAUGCACUUUAAAGAGUAACUCACCCACAAGCUCACACCUUCCUCCGACCACGACCAAAGCUUCACAGUCCUGGAAAAGUGGCCCCUGAACAUUAAGACAAACAAGAAGAAGACAAACUGCCUACAGUGUACAGUAUCAUUCCACUAUAAUCCAGACAGGACUGGGACCAGAGCACAAACCAGGUGAGGAGGAGCUAACAUCCUUAAUUUACCUACUCUUUGUCAGCAUACAUCGUGCUAAAGGUGCAUUAUGUAACUUUUCUGGUGGAAGGUCCAUCAAAUGCUUUUCUCUGUGGAGAUGUUACUGCUUUGUCUGGAAUGUUUCACAGUAUGGCAUUAAACCGUUUUAUCUUCAUGGAGCCCAAACCACGCCGAGUUACGUUAGUUAAGGAAAUAAAUGUAAGGUAGAGCUGUUUAAUGUCAUACUGUGGAACAUUUCAGGCAGAGCAAUGAUGAACCCCCAACCAGAGUUACAUAGUGCACUUAUAAUUAUCUAAAAACAUUAUACAGCAAUUCUUUUAGUACACACAAAGUGAAAUGUUGCAAGCACAUAUCUGUUAUUUUGGUGAAGGAUUGAGUAAUGCGCUGUAUAUAAUAUUUAUGUUACGAGAAAGUGUAUUUUAAUUUCCAUUUAACCUAAAAGCCAUAAUCAUUACAAGUGAAAAGUGCUUGUAAUAUUUCACCUCACAGUGUACACUUCAUAUGCAGAAUAUACAGUAAUAUGUCUUUCUACACAACUAUUAUUAUAAAUGGACAUGUUUUGAGGUGAGUUACUCUUUAAAGGUGCGGUAUGCAACUUUUCUGAUGUUAUCAAUUUGUUGAAAUGUUCCACAGUAUGGCAUUAAAAUCAUAAAUCUUCACAGAGACAAGCCAAGUUACUGGUCAGUUCUGUGCACAAUUACAAUAUAUAAACAUACAUGUAUUGAAAAAAAAAAGGAAGAUGGAUCAUUUUAAAGCCAUACUGUGGAACAUAACAUAGAAAAGUUCCAUAAUACGCCUUUCAUUUUCAAAUUGAGCUGGACCAUGCAUGACAUAGGACCAAUAUAGAUUCGAUUAGCAUUGGCCAGUAGUCAUCAUUUAGUCCUGUUUAACCGCUACUGUUGCAAUGACUGAAGAUUUCUACAUUUGUAAUCUCGUAUUUAUGUACCGAGGUUGAGAACAGACUUUUUAACCCCUUUGAGGAGAUCUGCCAAAAUGAGAUGUUUACAUUUUCCUGUCUUAAUCAUGUUUAAAUGAUCUUUUUUGUAAGUUAUAAUGGGACCACGACAAAGGCCAUAUUUGUAGGUCGAAAGAAUGUUAACUUGUAUUUGGAUAUUCUUGGAACUUAAAGGUGCAUUGUGUAACUUUUCAGGCGGAAGGUCUGUUGAAUGCUUUUCAAACUUGAAAUGUUAUUACUUUGUCUGGAAUGUUUCACAGUAUGGCAUUAAACCUUUCUGUCAUUGUGGAGACAAAACCAAACCCCGUUCACAAUCAGAAUGUCUGCUUUUCUAGGUAUUUUUGAGCUAUAAAACCACUUGUAAUUGAAUAAAUACAGUAGAGCUAUUUAAUGUCAUACUGUGGAACAUUCCAGACAGAGCAAAGACAUGCAUAGAAACAAGCAGGUGACAGGACCCUCCACCAGAAAAGUUACACAAUCCAUGUUUAAAUGCUUAUUGUGAAUGGUUUGUAUGUGUAUAAAGUAUUGAACAGUGGUUUUACAAAGAAUGUAUGGACAAACUUCAGAGCACCCUACCAACUAUUUUUAGACACUUCAGAGAAUGUUAUCUUAACUAAC